AGGAUGCUCCUCUCUCAAACCCGCUGCCAUCUCAGUGGUGGAAAUGCUGGAGUUGGGGAGGGUCGACUUUGAGGUGACAUUGACGCUAUGUAGAUGAGAGUGAGGAUCCUGCGCUCAAUGUUACGUCCCUGCUCGCUUCAACUCAGACGGCGGCAGCUCCUUUCCCCGUCUUCUCUCCCCUCCUCUCUUUCAGCACCACUCCUUUAAGGACAGCACCUCGCUCUCAAACACGCAUUUGUCCUCCAUCCUCACCCCCCAGGAUCAUAAUUACUGGCUGGCGUCGGAUGCAAAGUUUUCGUCUUGGUUUUAUUCUGUAGAAGUGCAAGGAAAUAACUUUUCAAAACAAAAAUUUCCAUCGUUUUUCCCAUCGGGGAAAUAAUCAGGCAAACAAAAGGAUUGUAUUGAUCCUCGACCACUGCUGAGCUGCCUCUUCCUUUGCUCCUUAGUCGUUUGAUCACCCAGAUUCUGCGGCUCUCCUCUCAUCACCAGUCCUAGGAUCUACGUGUACGGGACGGAGAAACUGCUGUCUGCCUGGACCGGUGCUGAAACCCCCCUCCCCUCUCCACUGGUCAGGGCUACUCGACACGCACACUGACCAUGGCCACCAACGGGACCAAAGCUGCGGAUGGGCACGUCUUGACAGAGACGGUGAAUGACGCGCCCACCACCACGCCUAACGACAAACCCAAAACCUUGGUGGUGAAAGUGCAGAAGACGAAAAAGGAGAUACCUGAGAGAGAAACAUGGGCUGGGAAAUUUGAUUUUCUUCUCUCUUGUGUUGGAUACGCAAUCGGACUCGGAAAUGUCUGGAGAUUUCCUUAUUUAUGUGGAAAAAACGGAGGAGGGGCCUUCUUGAUUCCCUACUUUUUGACCCUCAUAUUUGCUGGCAUGCCCUUGUUCUUUCUGGAGACGGCUCUCGGUCAGUACACUUCUAUUGGUGGGCUUGGAGUGUGGAAACUGGCCCCAAUGUUCAAAGGUGUGGGCCUGGCUGCUGCUGUUCUCUCCUUCUGGCUCAAUAUCUAUUACAUUGUAAUCAUUUCCUGGGCUCUUUAUUAUCUGUACAACUCCUUCACUACUGAGCUGCCAUGGCAGACUUGUGGCAAUGCUUGGAACACAGACCGUUGCUACACCAACUACAGCAUCCCAGACACCUCUAACCUCACUAGCGCUGUGGUGGAGUUCUGGGAACGUAACAUGCACCAGCUGACCGAUGGUCUGGAGAAGCCCGGGGAGGUCAGGAUCCCACUGGCUAUUACGCUCGCUAUUGCAUGGGUGCUUGUCUAUUUCUGUAUCUGGAAGGGAGUCAGCUGGACUGGAAAAGUGGUUUACUUCUCGGCCACAUACCCUUAUUUUAUGCUGUUCAUCCUGUUUUGUCGUGGCAUCUCUCUUCCUGGAGCUUUUGAUGGAAUCCUCUUUUAUAUCACUCCAGACUUUGACAAACUUAAGCAGUCUGAGGUGUGGCUGGAUGCUGCCACUCAGAUCUUCUUUUCCUAUGGACUAGGGUUAGGUUCUCUGAUUGCUCUGGGAAGCUAUAAUCCCUUCAACAACAACGUAUACAGAGAUUCUGUCAUUGUCUGCUGCAUCAACUCCUUCACCAGCAUGUUUGCUGGCUUUGUCAUCUUCUCUAUUGUUGGAUUCAUGGCCAACGUAACAAAGAGACCCAUCGCCGAUGUGGCAGCCUCAGGACCUGGUUUGGCCUUUUUGGCUUAUCCUGAGGCCGUCACCCAGCUGCCCAUCUCUCCUCUCUGGGCCAUCCUGUUUUUCUCCAUGCUGUUGAUGUUGGGGAUUGACAGCCAGUUCUGUACUGUGGAAGGCUUCAUCACUGCACUGGUUGAUGAAUUCCCUCAGGUUCUCAGAAAACGCAGAGAAAUCUUCAUUGCAGUUGUCUGCCUUGUUUCUUACAUCAUUGGACUGUCCAACAUCACACAGGGUGGUCUGUACGUGUUCAAACUAUUUGACUACUAUUCAGCCAGUGGAAUGUCGUUGCUCUUCCUCGUCUUCUUUGAGUGCAUCUCAAUUUCAUGGUUCUACGGUGUUAACAAGUUCUAUGACAACAUUGAGGAAAUGAUUGGCUACAGGCCCUGUCUGUGGUGGAAGGCCUGCUGGGUUGUUUUCACUCCUCUUAUUGUGGCGGGUGUCUUCUUGUUCAGUGCAGUGCAGAUGGUUCCUCUUACCAUGGGUGACUAUGUGUUCCCAGCGUGGGGACAGGGUGUCGGCUGGUUAAUGGCCCUCUCCUCCAUGAUCCUCAUCCCUGGUUACAUGGGCUACAUGUUCCUCACACUCAAGGGCACAUACAAAGAGCGUCUGCGAAUGAUGAUCAAGCCUUUGGUACUGGUGAAGGCUCAGGAAAACGGCCCGGAUCAGCAGACAGAAAACCAGAGUCAGAACCCUGCCAAUGAGGAAGCCUAUAUCUAGAAACUUCUGCCUGUCUCUCUGUACCACGGCCAGACUGGCGCUCAACACAGAAGAAACGUAGUCAAGGUUGGGAACGACCACCAGACUUCCAUGUCUGCUUUUAUUCACCUACCUCCUGGGGACACGUGAGACCAACCUGAUUACAGUUAUUUUUAGGGGUUUUUCGGUUUGUUUAUUUGUAAAAUACAGAGUUAUACGACUUAUGAGGAAAAACAAACUACCCAGCAAAGUUGUUGUGAUAUUAUGAAUUUCAUUAUGCAAAAAAAGUUAGUCUUUAUAGGAAAGGAAAUGUGACUUAGGAAAUUACUGUAUAUUGAAGAUAUAAUUUAAAUUUGGAGGCCCACAUUGAUUCAAUAGUAUUGUGCUACUUUGAAGAUAUUAAUUAAUCUACUAAACUACAGUUACUGUACAAAGAAAUAUAUUGGUUAAUGCAUUUUGCUUGUACAUGAAAUAAAUACAAUAAAAUGAAUGCAGUGUAGUAGAUAUAUAUAUAUAUAUAUAUAAAAAAUACAAUUUGAUAGAUUAAAGCUGAAAUUUGAAAAUUUAUCAAUUUAUAGCGAAGACAACAUGGGAAUGUGCAACAGGUAAGGCCAAAUCUGCUUGUAUGUAUAAAAUAUAUUCAGCUAGACUAUCACUCCCUUGCAGGAUCCUACAGUUCACCUGAAAUGUUUACCACCCAAUGUCUGGGGCUACCUUUGAAAAGCACAAGUACAGUAAGGAAUCUGAGGUGUCCAACGUCUUUUGGCUCUAUUGAAUCCUAUGACAACAGCAAAAAUAACUUACAUAGAAUACAUAGCAAGAGACUGUUAUAAUUGUUGUUUUUUUUUGUUUGUUUUCUACAGAACAAUAACUUUGUAUGUUAUCUGAAUCUUUUUUGUAGAAUCAUUUUUAGGUCGUUUUCUAUAUGUGAGAGUGAGAAGGACCAAAAUCAUCAGUGCAGAGUUUUCACCCAAUGAUUCCAUGUACAAUUAAAAUCAAACAUCCCCUUUUGUCUCACUUUAGAACUACAGGGUUGCAGAUCGAGUAUCCACCCACAAGCACAAUUGGAUUCUGUAAACUACAGCCUUUAAUAAGAUAUAAAGGUGUAGCUGUUACGGUAAUUCCACAUUUGCACUGUGUUUUUUGUGUACAACAAUAUGAAACAUGUCUACAUUUCUGCCUGAGAGGGAUUAUUUGUAGGUCAGUCCCUCUUUUAAUGACUGGUUAAGUGGAAAUAUAGUAGCUGCAAUAAGCCAAUAGUAGCCAAGUCACAUCUAAAUACGACAAAAGUGUAGGCUGCAGUGGCUGCUGCAAUGGAGACUACCUGAUGCAUUUCUAUAGCUACCACUAUACUGUCUGGAAGCAUCUAAGCCUACUUGUAUUUCUGUUUAGUAACCCAUGGCUCAGGAACAAAGGUGGAAGUGACCAAAUUCUCUCAGAUAUUAUUACCAUUACACGCUGAAACAAUUAUUGCUGUAUUUUAAAAAAAAAAGAAAUCUAUGGUCAAAUUCACAUCAUUAUUUUCAAUAUUCUCUUGGAGCAAUGCAUCACAAACACAAAAUCAAUAUAAAGGCAAUGAAAAACUUAGUAUACAUAUUACGGCACACUCAAAAGCUUAUCCAAAUUGUAGCCUCUUUUGUGUGCUCUUUUGCUAGCAUCAUUUCUUUCAGUGUAAAUGAACUGUGACGACCUUCUCUCUGUCAUUUCAGCUGAAGCCACAGUGUGCUUCUAUCCUGUGGCAAGUGCAGAUUUCUGCUAUCAGACUUAGAAAGAAAAACUUUGGCCCAGUCAGAGAAUAAAGG
This is a messenger RNA of Sphaeramia orbicularis (orbiculate cardinalfish), 4196 nucleotides long. It is a transcript of the gene slc6a1b, whose product is annotated as solute carrier family 6 member 1b. Gene Ontology annotation, biological process: sodium ion transmembrane transport; neurotransmitter transport; amino acid transport. The record is from RefSeq and is a predicted model, not a curated record. Lineage: Eukaryota; Metazoa; Chordata; Actinopteri; Kurtiformes; Apogonidae. The coding region runs from base 598 to 2415 and encodes 605 amino acids. Gene Ontology annotation, cellular component: plasma membrane; cell surface; axon. Gene Ontology annotation, molecular function: gamma-aminobutyric acid:sodium:chloride symporter activity. The transcript has 15 exons.